Molecule: messenger RNA, 1178 nt
Organism: Gilbertella persicaria
Lineage: Eukaryota; Fungi; Mucoromycota; Mucoromycetes; Mucorales; Choanephoraceae
Exons: 3
Coding region: 301-1104 (267 amino acids)
Biological process (GO): cellular response to L-arginine; regulation of intracellular signal transduction
Cellular component (GO): cytosol
Source: RefSeq, a predicted model, not a curated record
UUUUUUUUUCUUCCAUUCUAUUUGACUUUCUUAUGAUCACUAUACUUCCACCAAAACUCAAGAUCCUCAACUUUCCAAGAUCUCAAGUCAAGAUCGUUACACAUGCUAUUACAAAAAUCCUUUUGUUCAAAGACCCAAACAUAGACAAUUAUUUCUUUUCUUUUACCGAGAAUGAAUAUGGAAUAUCCAUCAUUGCCAAUCAAGAUGCAAUUGAACAAGAUUUUUUACCUGUUUUGGAGGCAGUUGGCUGUCUUGAUUUGGAUGCACCUACAGGCCUAUUUCGUGUUUUGCAAGUAGACGAUGAAAGGGGACAAGGCAUGUAUCAAGAACAACCUGAAUGCAGGCGCUUAUGUUCUCUUUAUAGAAUUAGGUGGGAGUGGAAAGAGAAUUAGCGAAAUUUCAGAGCCUUUGGCUGAAGGAAAAUUUUCAAUCUUGUACAUAUCUACUUAUCAAACAGAUUUUGUACUCAUCAGUGAGCCAAAAUUAUACCAAGUCAUGAAAGCGUUAAGGCAGCAUGGGUUUGACAUUGAAUCAGACGAUGAUAGUGUAGACAAUGAUAUUGAGCAAGAUACAAUCGAGGAAGGGGAUGACCCUUUGUCACAAAAUACGCAACCGUUGUCACCCACUGUGGAUCCAGCACAAUUCUUACUGGAUACCAGUGUACUGGUCAAUGAACUACAGUGUGUAGGACUCAACAAACAUUAUCGAUCCAAUUGGGUGCAGACUGUAUUAAAGAUACUCUGCUAUCCAGAACUUGUUCAGUCUGAUUGCGAAGACGAUUAUAAGCGCUUUUGUUCUUUUGUCGCAACAAAUGAAGACAUUUCUCUCAUUGCAGAUACACAAAUUGUUGCUACUUUUGAAGAGAGUUCUCUCAUGUUAGAACAAGAUGCUUCAGCUCAAAGAGUCAUUCAAGUUCAUUUCUCUGGCUCUAAUAUUGAGCGAUGCGGUAUUGUAAGAUCCAUUUCUAAGCCUUUAUCAAUGGAAGCAAAUAUCAACAUGCUUUAUCUCAGUACUUUUAUGACAGCCAAUAUCAUUGUCUCCGCUGAUGAUUUGGAAAGGGCUGUUCAUAUUUUAUCUCCACAGAAAAACUUAUUGACAUGUUAACUCUUCCCCCAAUAUGCAUGAAUCAUGCAAAUUUGUAUAUAGUGUAGAAUUAAAAAAAAAAUGCCUUAAUUGAC